UUUCCAGGGAAAGGCUGAUUAUUAUCCGUUUUCUUACUGUUGAAAGUUAAAACAAAAGGGUUAAAACUCAGCGCGUUUUACGCUCAUAAAGACGCUUUUGCCCCUAUCUCUAUCACAAUCCGAUUCCAUCCAAGCUACAUUGUUCCAUUGAUAUCGUAGGUUUCUUUGUGAAUCUUCUUCUUGGGAAUUCUUUCUCCAAUCAUGUCGGUCACUUUGGAUCAUAUGGAUCUCAGUCUUGGAGCAGUACCACGUACAAAUGCUACAACGAACUGGAUGAUCAAUGUUUCGGAUAUCAGAACAGUUAAGGUCAGUAAUAUCUCACCAUCUGCUUCAGAGAGGGAUAUCAAAGAAUUCUUUUGUUUCUCUGGUGACAUUCAGUAUGUUGAAAUGCGAAGGGAGACUGGAAAUGCUCAAGUCGCUUAUGUUACCUUCAAAGAGUCGCAAGGAGCGGAUACAGCAAUGCUGUUGACUGGAGCUACAAUAAUUGACUUUUCAGUCAAUAUCUCACCGGCUGAGGAUUAUGAGCUACCCCCCGGAGCUCUCCAGUCUAACGUGGAGAAAAAGCCAGAUGCUACGGAUUCUAAUGUGAAUAAGGCUGAAGAUAUGAUGAGCACGAUGCUGGCCAAAGGUUUUAUCUUGGGAAAGGAUGCUAUCAGCAGGGCAAAGGCAUUUGAUGAACGGCAUCACUUGAUUGCAAAUGCCUCUGCUGCAGUCACUUCAAUUGAUGAGAAAAUGGGUCUGCGUGAAAAGUUUAGCAUCGGGACAACCGUUGUAAAUGAAAAGAUGCGAGAGAUGGACGAGCGGUUCCAAGUGUCCAAAAUGACGAAAUCUGCAUUGGCUGUUGCAGAGCUUAAGGCAAGUAGUGCAGGAACAGCCAUCAUGAGCAACCCUUAUGUAUCCACAGGAGCUUCGUGGCUUUCAAAUGCAUUCAGUGUAGUUGCGAGGGCAGCAGAGGACGUGAGCAUGUUGGCAAGGGAGAAGGUCGAAAAGGCUGAGGCAGAAAAAAAGGACAUUAUUUACAAGGAGAGAACAGGGAUCAUCAAUGACUUUGCUCAUCUCCAUCUCGAUGAAACUUCAUCACCAAGCCUAUGAUAGUUCCGACUUGUUGAUUCAACCGAUAGCAAACUAAAAAAAAAAUCACAUUCGCUUCGGCUACAAUCACUUACAACUUAUGACUCCUUCAACUAUCCUAAUCUUAUUAUUCCGGUGAGGUUGAGGUGGCAGUGGAGGCAAAUUUAGUAACCUGUAAACGGUGGUUUGAUAAGGCUUUGCUGACGUCUUGUAACCCACCUUUCCAUGUGAUGGUGGAGGAACUAGGGUAAUAGCAAAUGAUGUUGGGAUUCCUUUCUUUUGCCACUAUGCUACCUUAUAUACUGUACCAACCAGUCCAAGCUCUGUUUAGUCAACAUUAUCAGUAAAUCUUAAUGUAGUGAAAUCAGUGAUAAAUAUGAAGCAGAGCAGCAACAUUUUUAGGCAUUAUAACGAUGUAAUAGAAGAUUAUCUUUAUAGCAAUACUAUUCCAUUGUGUA
Gossypium arboreum is the source of this 1529-nucleotide messenger RNA. RefSeq names its product binding partner of ACD11 1-like. The transcript has 7 exons. Lineage: Eukaryota; Viridiplantae; Streptophyta; Magnoliopsida; Malvales; Malvaceae. The coding region runs from base 202 to 1092 and encodes 296 amino acids. The record is from RefSeq and is a predicted model, not a curated record. Gene Ontology annotation, molecular function: RNA binding.